Molecule: messenger RNA, 2058 nt
Organism: Mytilinidion resinicola
Lineage: Eukaryota; Fungi; Ascomycota; Dothideomycetes; Mytilinidiales; Mytilinidiaceae
Exons: 3
Coding region: 164-1624 (486 amino acids)
Source: RefSeq, a predicted model, not a curated record
AUCGAAACAUCCGACUCAAAAAGCGGCCAAGCGGUACCUUCGCCACGAGCACAUGCGACGAAACUUCGUCGAGCGUUUGGAGCCAGGCAACUUUCUAAAUGCCCGAGAACCAUGCUGCGAUAGUGUAGUUGAGGCCUCGGAAUUUGAUUCUCUCUCACUUUCGAUGCCUUACUUCUACUCUGAAGCCUUUGGUAAGUUCCAGAAGCGCAAAGCGAUAUACAAAAGCCUUUCCGAGGGCUGGAAAUACUGUUGCAGUGCCACUCCCUUGCCCGGCAUGACCAUACACAUGCCGCUCACGUUGAACGAGUACUGCAAGCCAGUCUUGGGUGCCAGGAUUCUCGACGAGCGGAACAAGGAUCAAGUAGUACAACGGUACGUCAGCCGAAAAGAGGAGAGCGCACGCAAAGACGGCAAGCUGCUAGACGAAAAGAAUGAAGAAGGACCGGAUCCGAGGAGAGUUAGAGUUCUCACGGUUCACCAGGCGUGGGUCUGGAAAAUCGACAACCUUGUUCUAGCAGCUUUUUUCGACGAAAGCCAAGGGAGAUUUGGGGCCCGCUGGGAGGAAGCGACAGAGCAUGAUGUGGGAGAUCAACUUAUAAGGGUAGGGAAAUUGCUAUCCUAUCUGAUCAAUUUCUUGGAUCGUCCCGUAUCGGCGGGCUUGUCGGAGCCGCUUUUCAACACAUUCGAAAAGUCUAUCAUUUUUCUUUCAGACGACGUCAACGACUACAUCAGAUCGUCCAAGAUUGAUGACUUCAGCUUGGACAAAGAGGUUCAAUACUACCGCGAGAUUGGAGACAUCCGCGAAGAGCUCUCGAUGAUAAAAUCAGUGCUUUUGCAACAGGAAGAAGUGUGGAAAGAGUUCAUAUCCACUGCCUGGCCCAACUACUGGGUGGAUGGCCGGUUCACUCCUCCGUUCAAUGAUGGCUUUGGAGCCUGGCGAGACAUUGCACGACCCCAAGUGCAGUUUCCAAAGUUCAAGCGCCGAAUUGCUCAGCUCGAUGAGGAUGCGCAGCGCGUGGAAAACUCCAUCUCCAUCACACUAGAUUUAAAGGCUAAACAUGCGGGCCUGCGACAAACGCAAGCCAGCACCAAAGAAGCGCAUUCGGCCGCCGUGAUGAGCGCAGCCGUGUUUGGCUUCACCAUCGUUACCAUCAUCUUCACACCGCUGUCUUUCAUGCUCGCGCUCUUCGCGCUGCCGCUCCAGCGGCUCCAGGAUAACCAGAUUGCGUCGCGGUGGAGCAGCGAUUCGGGCAUGUACACGACGAACUAUGUCGGCAAGUGGAUGGCCGCGGGGGAGCUUGUGUCGGUGUUUGUGACGGUCGUUUUCAUGUGGGCUGCUAUCGAGUGGGGCUUGGAUGAUCCCAUUGCGAAGAGAGCCUGGCAACGGAUCGAGUCGACGAGGUUGGGCCGAUGGCUGAAAAACACGAAGACAUGGCAAUGGCUUAAGGGGCUCUGGCUAUGGAUCAGGACAACGACAAGAUCUAAAAGCACGGCAAAGAAGCAGGGUCCGCCGACAGUGCCUGGAGCUGGCACGGCACAACCGCAGCCCGAGGAUGCGCAUCGGCGACCUAGACGCAGAGCUGCUCAUCGAGACGACGUUGAGAAGGGCGAGCUAGAGCCCUGAGAGCUGUGUUUGGCGGCGGGUGGUUUUCUGCGUGGUAUGCGGUUGCCGCUUUUGCAGUUUCAUAGAGAUUUUUUCUGGGAUUCGGCUCUUGGUUGAGCUUAAUGACAUCGAUUCCAUGGCAAAGCCUUCUACAGUGCUAUCGCCAGGAACUCCUGCGAGCUGGUCUCUCCUCGCGGCCUCUGUAUAAUGAGGAUGUAUUCCCAGUUAUACGCCCACUAGAGCUAGUCAUGACGGUGUAAUUUACCCAUGUCAUCCAGUAAGCCAACCCUGUGGCUGUCAGACCUAUGGCUGUGCAGAUGCUCGGAAUAUCAAGAUCCGACUCUGGAGUCAGCAAUGACACUAAUGACGGACACAUCUCGAAUCAAAGAUGAGCUAAAGUCAGCCCUAUGUAUUAUGAUUAAGCAGACAUAGAGGGCUAACUACCCAAUGGCGGG